Messenger RNA from Alternaria infectoria, 726 nucleotides. RefSeq lists its product as uncharacterized. The transcript is spliced from 3 exons. Bases 1 to 726 code for a protein of 241 amino acids. The record is from RefSeq and is a predicted model, not a curated record. NCBI's taxonomy places the organism in Eukaryota, Fungi, Ascomycota, Dothideomycetes, Pleosporales, Pleosporaceae.
AUGACACUGUUGGGAGUGAGUUACACCUUCCAGAUUGUGAGCGUGGCAGCAUUCAAAGAUAUCUCUUUUGGCGACGAUGAGGGCUUUGUAUUCGCCAUGUACUCGUCCACUGAGGCUAUGCCUGUUCCCGAACGUGUACUCUACUACGAUCGCAGUGUUCUGCUCAUGGAGCGUCUCGCAGCAAUCUCACAGCGCAAUCACCGAAAGUCACCCCUCCUUCGUCUUCCGGCAGAACUCCGCAACAAAAUCUACAAAUACGCUUUCCUCUCCCAUCCAGUCCGCCCAACCCGUGAGCACAGAGAGUGGCCACACUGGGCAUAUCCAAGAUCACAAUUGAACCUACUGGAGACCUGCCGCCAGAUCUACUUCGAAGCCAACCUCUUCCCGUUCGCCCUCAACGUUUUCGUCGGCUACGCAGAGCAUGUCAUCGAGCUGUUGUUGACGACUUUCACUCCUUCCCAAACCGACAUUAUAUCCGAUGUACGGCUAUAUGUUGACGCCUUCGGAGUGUACAGGGAUGGCAAGAUUCCAGAGGCCGGACUCAAGGCAUGGUUCAUUGAGGAACUGGGGGACCUGUGUCAGCUUGUCAGUCUGAAAGACGUAACACUGAUUUGGUUUGGUAGUGACAUUGAGGUUGUCAAGGAGCACUUGAAUGCGACAGUGCUGGACGUCUUCAAGGAGGCGGGUCGAGGAGAUAUCAAGGUCGCGGUCCGGUACUUCGAUUGA